Molecule: messenger RNA, 1747 nt
Organism: Mastomys coucha (southern multimammate mouse)
Lineage: Eukaryota; Metazoa; Chordata; Mammalia; Rodentia; Muridae
Product: sialic acid-binding Ig-like lectin 12
Exons: 7
Coding region: 52-1428 (458 amino acids)
Biological process (GO): cell adhesion
Cellular component (GO): plasma membrane
Molecular function (GO): sialic acid binding
Source: RefSeq, a predicted model, not a curated record
UGCAUCUCUUAGUUCCUCAAAGCAGAGCCUGGGAGACAGUUUUAGCUGGACAUGCUGCUGCUGCUGCUGCUGCUGCUGCUCUGGGGGAUAAAGGGAGUGGAAGGUAGGGUCAAGGCCAAUGAGGGUUACACCCUGCAUGUGGAAAGGAAGGUGGUGGUGCAGGAGGGCCUAUGUGUCCUUGUCCCCUGUAACUUCUCCUAUCCUAAGAAGUGGAGGACUGACUUAGAUCCAAUUUAUGGAUACUGGUUCCGGGAAGGAGCAAACACAAAGACUGAUUCUCCUGUGGCCACAAGUAACCCAAAGAAGCUAGCACUGAAAAGGACCCAGGUUCGAUUCUCCCUGUUUGGAGACCCGAAGAAGAAUGACUGCUCCCUGAACAUCAGAAAGAUCAGAAAGGAGGAUGCGGGGUCAUACUUCUUUCGCCUGGAGAGUCCAGAAGUAAAGUAUAAUUAUCUUGAGAACAAGAUGACUCUGGUUGUGACAGCUCUCACCCCCCGUAUUCUUCUCCCGGAAAUGCUUGAAGCUGGCCAUCCCAGCAACCUGACCUGCUCUGUGCCCUGGAACUGUGAAUUGAAGGUGCUCCCCACAUUCUCCUGGACUGGUACCUCUGUGUCACUGUUGAGCACCAACACCACAGGUUCCUCAGUGCUAACCAUCAUCCCCCAGCCCCAGGACCAUGGCACCAACCUCACUUGUCAGGUGACCCUGCCUAGAACUCAUGUGACCACAAGAAUGACCAUCCGGCUCAACGUGUCAUAUGCUCCAAAGAAUCUGACUGUGACCAUCUAUCAAGGAGCUGACUCAGCUUCUACAAUCCUGAAGAACGGCUCAUCUCUUCCUAUCUCUGAGGGCCAGUCACUGCGUCUCAUCUGUAGCACCGACAGCUAUCCCCCUGCAAACCUAAGCUGGUCCUGGGAUAACCUGACGCUGUGCCCAUCCAAGUUGUCCAAACCCGGGCUCCUAGAGCUGUUUCCAGUGCAUCUUAAGCACGGAGGAGUGUAUACCUGCCAAGCUCAGCAUGCCCUGGGCUCCCAACACAUUUCCCUGAGCCUGUCUCCACAGAGCAGUGCAACUUUAUCCGACAUGAUGAUGGGAACCCUUGUGGGUUCAGGUGUCACAACUCUCCUUUUCCUGUCUUUCUGCAUCAUCCUCCUGGUAGUAAGAUCCUACAGGACGAAACCAGCCAGGCCAACUGUGGUAGCUCCGCAUCCAAAUGCCCUCAGGGCUUCAGUUUCUAAGAAUCCUCUGGUUGAAUCGCAGGCAGAUGACAGCUCUGAGCCCCUGCCUUCCACAGUUGAGCCGGCCCCCUCCUUCACAGAGGAAGAGAUACAUUAUGCGUCCCUUAGCUUUCAUGAAAUGAAGCCCAGGAACCCAUGGGGCCAGCAGGACACUACCACAGAGUACUCAGAGAUAAAGUUCCACAAAUGAACGCAUGGUCAUGACCUUGACUGAAGGGAGCAUGGAAGCCACAGUAGGCUGACUCAGGACUGGAGAAGGAAAGAGUUGCCUAGGUUGACAUGUGAGGCAUGGGGCUUCAGAGCCAUUCCUUUCAUGACACAGGCAUUCUGCUACGGCCCACGCCCCUGUGCUGCCCUGUCCACACAACUGCUACUGUGCCCUGGGAAUCACAAGCUUGACUUUUUACUCUUCUCUCUCAUCUCUGUUCCUCCCUCUCCCUCUUCUUUUUUCAAGUCAGGGUUUCCCUGUGUAGCCCUGGCUAUCCUAGAACUUGCUCUGCAGACCAGGC